This is a messenger RNA of Sycon ciliatum, 4276 nucleotides long. Its product is annotated as metabotropic glutamate receptor 3-like. Gene Ontology annotation, cellular component: plasma membrane. The transcript has a single exon. Gene Ontology annotation, molecular function: adenylate cyclase inhibiting G protein-coupled glutamate receptor activity. Gene Ontology annotation, biological process: G protein-coupled receptor signaling pathway. The coding region runs from base 294 to 3836 and encodes 1180 amino acids. The record is from RefSeq and is a predicted model, not a curated record. NCBI's taxonomy places the organism in Eukaryota, Metazoa, Porifera, Calcarea, Leucosolenida, Sycettidae.
GAUAUCAGACACCGAACCGCCCGUCCUUUUGAAGCGCAGUUGCAUCGCUGACCAGAACCAAACAUCCCAUUGGGGAGUGUGUGGUCUACAAAACAGAGAACAACGCGUGGCUCAGUCGAGCGGCUCGGCCAUCAUGCAACGCCUGGCACAUCGGAGAGGAUGCCUGCUACUUCCUCGUCUUCGGCGUCACGUGAAAAUGAGACCAGGCACCUCGAUCCCGCUGCACACCCGGAAUUCGCAAUCACAGUGAACGCAAUGCAUGUUUGUGUUUUCGGAGCGUGGUGCAGAGGAUAAUGGUGGUUCCUGCACCACCUGUGUCAAUGCUGCUGCGGAGACAUGAUCGUCGUCUGCCAUCCGCUUUAUUCUCACAUGACCGUGCGCGUGGACUGGUGGCGGUGCUGGUGGUGUUGACUGCCGUACUAGCCGAGUCCCAGCUUUGCAGCGCAUUCGCGUCUACCCAGCAGGAGAGUUGUUUCAUUCAGCAUCGCACUGGAACUGCGGAGCGACUCAACCGUUUCUUGUCGAAUUCAGGACCUCAGCGUCUUUCCUGCUUCCGAUUCAGCACGACCAGCAGCAGCAGCAGCGCCGGACUAGUGACAGCCAGCCAGAGCGCUAGUAAGAGUACUGACCCUCCUGGAAGUGACUCGGAUGACGGUGCCGGCGCUGGCGCUUUGCCCGCCGACGGCAAUGGCACUUCGGACGGCUUCCAGUACCUGCUGGGAGUGCUGAUGCCGAUGCACAUUAGCACCUCGCUGAGCGAUCCCACUACCUGCACGGGCGCACGGCACGUGUUCAUGGUGGAGCUAGUGGAGGCGUUGAAGCUGGCGCUGAGUGAGAUAUUGGCCAGUAGUCCGGCAGUACAGCGCCUCGUAUCUGGCGUGGAGGUGCACGACUCGUGUGGCAUGCCAGAGGCAGCAGCUGAAGAGGCCAUUGAGUUGAGCAGGUACUCCAUACAAGUGGAAAGCACCUGUAGAGAUCGCCAAUAUGCGUCGGCCAUUGCGGCGAGUUCAAGCUGUGGCACCCUGGGCUCUCCCACGAACACCACCACCACCACCAAUGCUGUCCCAACAACUGAGGCGACGACAACAAGAACAUUAGCAGAGCCUCUAGAGGUUGAAAGACUCCUGGCUGUCAUUGGUCCAGUGCUCAGCAAGGAAGUGGAGGUAGCCACCACAGUACUAAACUCCUAUCAAAUACCGCAUUUCUCUUUCUGGUCGACGUCGGAUCACUUUGUCGACAAGGAUCAGUAUCCGUACUUUUUCAGAACGACGACGUCGGAUCGAUUUCAGGCCGCUGCUAUACUGGAUCUGUUGAAGCAUUUUGGCUGGACAUAUGUGUAUAUGUUGUAUGACGAGCCAGAUGGCUCACGUGACACACUCGCCGAUAGUCUGAGAUACUCCGCGCUGGUCGAGGACAACCAAGCAGUCUGCUUUGCCAUGGACAGGGCGUUCCGUUUCACUGACGCGGAAACAAUCAACGACAUUCUCCAGCAGUGGUUUGACGCGGCCAAUACAACGUCGACUUUGGAAUCGCCGCAUGUCGUCCUCCUGUUGGCCGGCUACCGGUACGCGGAGGCCAUCUUCAACGCCACGGAGAUGAAAGCCAGACAUGACCCGGCGUUUGCAGCCUGGCUGGCCACGGAACACUUUGUGUGGAUUGCCAGUGACUCUUGGAUCUCAGCGGCCGUCGAUAUCGUCCACAAGACGAAGAGAGCCGUUGCAAUGGGCAAUCACACAGUCAUAGGGCUCACGUUCCAAGUCCCGGAUAACAUCAGUUGUGCAGAGGGCUUUGAGGAUAGACUUUACGCCAAGCUGCAGAACACACACCCGACAGAGGACGCUAUUCUCAGUAACCCGUGGCUGGCAGUAGCCUGGCAGGAUCGUCACGCUUGCCGUCUUCCGUUCGUCCAGUGCACCGACAUCGACGCCGAGUGUCAGAAUCGCAAUGUUUGUAACGUGACAAUGUCGGUUGCAGAAGCAUUUGGCCUGGCACCAGACUCAUUCUGGAUACCAAUCACCACUGGUAGCUUGUGGAUGGCUGUCAAAUCAACAGUGUGGCUAAUCGAGGAUAUGAUCCAAGCGGCGAACGGCUCGACACUUGGCUUUGCAGACAAACAGUACGAGGCACUGACGACGGCCAUGCGUCAAGGCGCCUGGGACUGCAGCGGGGCUGUGGAUCAGCCGGAGCUGUGUCGCUUCUUCACCGACCAAGACCUCAGUCACAACCUGCGCGUGCUAGGCAUUGUCCCUGGCCCUGCUGUGGCGACAUGGCGUUUGGAACAUCUGGCCGAUUGGCAUGUUUCCUCUUUGCCAGUGAACCAGAGCACUGCUGGCUCUCUCCUAGUGUGGAGGGAGGCAGGUCUUCUGAGCAACAUUUGGAUGACUGCCACUAAGGAACCGCCAAUGUCAGCGUGUAGUAAACCUUGUCGCCCGGGUACCUUGCAAUAUGAACCUCCCGGCAUUGCUGAUGGACUGCAGCGUCCCAAGGUAUGCUGUUGGCUGUGUACCGAGUGUACGGGCAACACGUUUCGCAACGGAAGCAGUACGGACGGCCGCUGCACGCCAUGUGCAACCGGCUACUUUGCCGAUGAGAAUCACACGAGCUGCGUACUGUUCACAACGUUCUAUUACGACUUUGCCACUGCCCCGGGGGUCGCCGUGCUGGUCCUGUCCUUUCUGGGUGUCUGCGGUGCUGUGUUGCUGCUGGCUGCGUUCUGCUGGCAUCGGAAACGCCUUGCUAUCCAAGUAGCAGGAAUUGAGCUCAGUGUUGUGCUACUGCUGACCGCCAUAAUUGGCCUGUCUGCCAAUGUCUACCUGUUCUCUAAGCCGGGAACUAGGUCUUGCCCGGUUCACACAACGACCAUUGCCAACAACUUUGUUUUCUCCCUUCUGCUUCUAAAUUGCCGCUGCCUGCAUCACGUCUCUGUCUCCAACAAGGCUGGCGUCCCAGGCUUUGUAGUGCGCCUGGCGGCACUCCUAGCUUCGAACGCCACUCGGGAAAUCAUUGGUGUGUUUUCGAUAGCAACCAUCAUCACAGGAGUAUUCAUUGUCUAUGGCCGAGAAUUUCCCAUUGAGCCCACAGCCAUGCCGGUGUCCGAAACGAGAACUCUAAACCUGUACUGCCACCAGGAACCACUUGAUUCGAUUUCUGUGCCGUUCUUUGCAUUCUUUCUCCUGUCUUUCAUCUAUUUGGCGUUUGUCGUCCGCCGCUCUAAAAUAACCCGCACCCUGGGUAUGACGUGGCUGCCGAACGAGGCCACUCUGCUCGGCUUGACCGCAUUCAUGCUGACUAUAUUCUGGGCGGCUGUCCUGCCAAUUUCCUCGUUGGCGGUUGGCAUUGUCUUCCCGGUGGUGUCGGCUGCGGCCAUGCUCCUGCACCACUUUGCCAUCUUAGCCUGCUUGUUUGUACCGCGGAUACGUGCCGUGUCCAAGGGCAGCACACUAGCGGGUAAGCUGGCCAGUCGGCAUCAGCUGCGCGUGAUUCACGGCGUGUCCCGGCAGAACACAAUCUCCCUGACACAGUCGCGACAGAACAGCAUGCACAUGGUUUCUCUGCAGAACAGCGGCGGGGGCGGCUCGAGCGCGUCACCAUGGUCACCGUCUCCCAACGGCUCCAUCAGAGGUCCGCCCAUUGCCAGUGCUGCGCAGUCGAGAAAGACCAGCUUAGUUUCCAAUCAUCAUCCGACUCUGGCCGACACACAGCCUCUACCCGACCCCGCCGCUAUGGAACCCAUUUACUAUCACGCGGGUACGUCGCCCCUAGCAACUACUUCCACUGACCCAUUUGCCGAGUCACCUAUGCUGCCACCAUUAGAACCGGGCGAGACCGCAGUGUGAGCUUUUCACCGCGGUGUAAGCCGGCGUUUUGCACGGUUGAAGACUAUACACUGAGAGCCUUGACACAUGCUUGAUUGAUAUCCUAUGGUCAGCGAAGCAAAUCUACAUAUCAUAUAUUUAUUUAGUACUACUAUUUACAUGGACUGAAUAUUAGGAAUAUUUUACCCUGGAAGCUGGAGAACUUGAGAGAAGUGUUUUCAUAUAAUUGUUGUUUUUUUUGCAUUGCCUUGGCUUUCGAACGCAGACUGAGACGGCCUAUACAAUCUAUUCAACUAAUACUUUCAACACAGCCGCAGUCCAACCUUCGUAGGUAACUAAAAAUCUUGUUGAACCUCUCGGCGCAAAGUUUCCUAGAAAUCCUCCUGCUCCUAUUACAAAUUGAACCAACUCCAAAUAAUCAUGCGUGUCGUGAAGUACUGUAUCUUUCAGUCACUCUUUGA